AUGGAACAUAUUUCCAGUUGUAGGAAAGCCUUAAGUGAAUGGUGGAUGCAACAUAAUGUCAAUUCGGCAAAAUUAGUGGAGGAGCUUAAAGAAAAAGUGGAGGGCUUGUAUGCAGAUGAUAAUGCUACAACUGAGGAAAUUGCAGCAGCUUUAAAGGAACUCUCUGAUGCUCUUAAAGCAGAAGAAAUAAGAGCAAGAAAUAAGAUCACACAACUCUUAGAUGAGAAUGGAAAUAUUGUUGAGGAUGAAGAAGGAUUGGUAGCCAUUGCUACUAGCUACUUUAGGCAGAUCUUUGAAUCAUCAAAUCCAGAGGACAUUGAAGAGGCACUAGCACAAAUUCCUUCGACGAUCACUGAUGAGAUUAAUGACAACCUUAUAGCCCUGGUCACUGAAUGGGAGGUCAAAUUGGCGCUAUUUGCAAUGCAUCCAGAAAAGGCCCCUAGACCAGAUGGGAUGACUGCGCUCUUCUAUCAAAAAUUUUGGGACAUAGUAAAGGAAGAUUUAACUCUUAUGGUUAAUAAAUUCCUUUUUGAGGGGACGGUGGCUAAUGGGCUGAAUGAUACAAACAUAUGUCUCAUUCCAAAGACAACAAAGCCUAAUGAAAUGACUCAGUUUCGACCCAUUAGUUUGUGCAACGUCAGCUACAAGAUAAUCUCUAAGGUCUUAUGCCAGAGAUUAAAGAAAGUGUUACCAGGGUUGAUAUCGGAAACCCAGUCAGCAUUUGUUGCUGGGAGACAGAUUUCAGACAAUAUUAUGAUUGCUCAAGAAAUGUUCCACGCUCUGCGAACUAAACCAAGUGGACGUAAUAAAAGGAUGGCCAUCAAAACAGACAUAAGUAAAGCAUAUGAUAGGAUGGAAUGGUCUUUUAUUGAAGCUGUCAUGCGUAAGAUGGGUUUCUCAGAAAUCUGGAUCACCUGGAUAAUGCGAUGCAUUACAUCGGACAAGUUGAUGCAUAGAGUGAAUGGAUGGACAGGUAGAUGGCUAUCAAAAGGUGGAAAGAAAGUGCUGAUUAAGUCCAUUUUGCUCGCUCUUCCGACAUACUUUAUGUCUACUUUCCUGCUCCCUUUAAAGAUAUGUGAAAACCUAGCCAGUGCCAUCGCUCAAUUCUGGCGGAGUUCUAAUCCACCAAAGAGAGGAAUACACUGGGCAAAAUGGGAAAAAGUUUGCUUACCAAGAGAGGAGCGUGGGAUUGGUUUCCGUAUGAUCCAUGAGUUUAAUCUGGCAUUAUUGGCAAAACAACUAUGGAAACUAGUACAAUUUCCUGAUUCUUUGGUAGCCCGAGUCAUAAAGGAAAGAUACUAUAGAUUGAGCUCUCCAUUAAGAGUAAACACUGCUGGUAGCCCAUCCUAUGUGUGGACUAGCAUUUCUGCUGCAAGGAAGCUGCUACUACUGGGAAUCAGACAGAAGAUACAUUCGGAUUAUGAAGUUAAGGUGUGGGAGGAUCCGUGGAUUCCAACAACUCCUGCGCGACCAGCUGUCCUCCUAGCACCAGUUAUGCAUCCUAAUAUGAGAGUCAGCGACCUCAUUUAUCAGGGAUCGAAGGAUUGGGAUGUUAAUCUAUUGGAAAACUAUGUUAAUCCUGAGGACGUACCACUCAUAAGGAGUUUGGCCAUAAGGUCAGCUCAUCGUCGUGAUACAUUUUUCUGGAACUAUACAAGGAAUGGCCAAUACACGGUCAAAUCUGGAUAUUGGGUGGCUCAGAAUUUAUUAAAGAUAGCGGACGAAAAAGAAGUUUUGGAGCCAAGUAUCACAAAGCUUCAAGCUUUUGCGUGGAACUUAAAAAGCGCCUACGAAGAUAUGUCAUCUUAUAUGGCAAUUGUUAACUGGUCAUGUGACAGUAACGAGGAACUUAAGAAGGCGCAAUAUGAGGUGUGA
This is a messenger RNA of Brassica napus (rape), 1875 nucleotides long. RefSeq lists its product as uncharacterized. The coding region runs from base 1 to 1875 and encodes 624 amino acids. The transcript is spliced from 3 exons. The record is from RefSeq and is a predicted model, not a curated record. Lineage: Eukaryota; Viridiplantae; Streptophyta; Magnoliopsida; Brassicales; Brassicaceae.